AUGGCCUAUUUUCAGCCGUACGAGCUCUUUUCAACCGAGGACCCGCUCAAGGCAUGGGAGAUUGGAGACAAGAUCGGCGAGGGCUCGUUCGCCGUCGUCCACAAGGUUCGCAACCGCGAGACGCGUGAAAUUGCUGCCGCCAAGAUCAUCAAGUCUUGCAACACCUCGGCCAUCAAGGAAAUCCAAGCCGAGGUCGAGGUCAUGAUGCGCGGAACGUCACAUCCCAAUAUGGUCACGCUUAACGCCACCUACAACCGCAACGGGAAGAUCUGGAUCAUCAUGGAGUACUGCGGCGGCAACUCGGUGUACGGCAUCUACCAGCGUCUUCGCCGCCCGUUUACCGAGAACAUGAUCAAGUUUGUCAUCCGCGAGUCUCUGCAGGGCCUCGAUCACAUGCACCGCUCCGGCCUCAUCCACCGCGACAUCAAGGGUGCUAACAUCCUCCUCACCCAUCGCGGUGAGGUCAAGCUCGCAGACUUUGGUGUUGCCGCUCAGCUGACUCACUCCCGUCAGCGCAAGUCGACGCUUGUCGGCACCCCCUACUGGAUGGCGCCCGAGGUCGUGUAUGACGGCGCCACCUACGACUCCAAGGCAGACAUCUGGUCGCUCGGUAUCACAUGCAUCGAGAUGGCCGAGCUCAAGCCGCCCAACUCGUCCAUCGACGCCACAACCGCCAUGUACCUCAUCCCCAACCAACCCUCACCCAACUUUGCCAAGCCCUCCCGUUUCUCGCCUGAGUUCCGCGACUUUGUCCGCCGUUGCCUCCACAAGAACCCGGCCAAGCGUCCGUCCGCUGCAGAGCUCCUUGCGCAUCCCUUCCUCGAUGGCGCUGUCAUCGACGAGAUGCAAGCUGCCGUUCAAGAGGUUCGCGGUGCAGGCUCUAAGGGCUCGUGGGCAAAGGCCCAGCGUGAGCUCGAGCAGGCCGCCGCAAAGGCUGCUGCCGUUGUUGCUGCCAAGGCCGCCGCAGAUCUCGCCGCACAGAACGCCGCAGAUUCAGACGCCGCCGCCGCGUCUACUGCUGCAACCACUGCCGCUGCCAUUGCGUCCGAGCCUGCACUCGUUGUGCCGGCCGAGACUCGUGGCCCGGCCGUCUCUGCUGCGAUCUCUGCUCCGUCCAAGGACGAUCUCGCCGCCCAGCUCCGCUCGCAACUCGCCGCCGCCCGCGCCAUGGAGCUUGAUCUCAUGCAGCAACAGCAGCAGUACCAGCAGGCCCAGCUUGAGGCUGCUCGCGCCCGCCGCGCCCGUGCCCAGGCCGACUCGGACGCUCGCCUCGCCGCCCGCGCAUCAGCUGUCUCGUCGCCGUCGGCCGUGUCAUCCGCCGGCCUCCUCCGUGAGCGUAAUGCCUUUUCGCCGCGCGCCGCAUCCUCCGCCUCGCCCAAGCACCACUCGCCUGCAAAGCUCGCUCAUCGCUCCGCAGCCCAUGCUUCCUCAACGCAGCAACACUUUAUCCGAAUGUGACAAAGCUCGUUAUCCCUUUACGGUACGGUCGUUCGGACGCGUUGUCGCGCGUCUCAAAGUGAACAAUUCAAUGAUGCUUGACUUCCAAAUCACC
Molecule: messenger RNA, 1552 nt
Organism: Thecamonas trahens ATCC 50062
Lineage: Eukaryota; Apusomonadida; Apusomonadidae
Product: STE/STE20 protein kinase
Exons: 2
Coding region: 1-1458 (485 amino acids)
Biological process (GO): neuron projection morphogenesis; protein phosphorylation; MAPK cascade
Cellular component (GO): cytoplasm
Molecular function (GO): protein serine/threonine kinase activity; ATP binding
Source: RefSeq, a predicted model, not a curated record